Messenger RNA from Acytostelium subglobosum LB1, 2493 nucleotides. RefSeq lists its product as hypothetical. Lineage: Eukaryota; Evosea; Eumycetozoa; Acytosteliales; Acytosteliaceae. The record is from RefSeq and is a predicted model, not a curated record. The coding region runs from base 1 to 2493 and encodes 830 amino acids. The transcript is spliced from 4 exons.
AUGGGAUUCUUUGGUGAUCAUGAUCCAUCACUGUCUCCAUCGACCUCCAUGUCAUCACCACCAUCAUCGUCAGGUGUGGCAUCAUCAGAUGGCAAUGAAUUGACAUUUGAACAACAGCUUCAACAGCAAUGGAGUGAUUCAAAUGAUUAUCUCUUGUCAAUACCUCCUGAAACAUCUAUCCAACAACCACAACAACAUCAACUUGUUUCAUCUGGACCCUCAGAUCAAUAUAUCUUGUACACUACCGACAACAACAACAACUUCAAUGAGCAAUACACACAACAAUAUCCUCAACAACAACAACAACAUCAGAUGAUGCCUCCACCUCCUCCUCUUCAACAAUUUGAACAUCCUGUACACAACACCACCAUGCCUGCCAUACCAUCACCAACACCAUCACCAUUAUCACCAUUACCACCUCUACAAACAUCAACAACAUCAACAUCCAGUACAUCAACAACAUCAACAGCAAUAAUACCAACAACUACACCAAUUGGUAUAGGUGGCAAUAGUAAUAUACAAUCACAGUCUGAGGCACUAAAGGCAUCACCAUUCACAUUCCAUUGUACACCUACAUUCUAUGCAUCCAAGAAGAGCAACAAGAUUGGUGUAUUCCUGUACCAUAUGGCUGAGCCCAACCGUGUCUGUCGCAAUCAUCCCCAUCUGCGACUACAACUCGAAUCGACAUUUCCUCAUUGGGUGCCAAGCACAUUCACUCGCAAGGACAACAAACAGAACAUUGAUAGCAUUGCAUCCAAACAAUUUGGUACACUACACACUGUGAUGAAGGAAGGUGAGGCACUCUUUGGUCCAGUCAGCAUUCUAAAGACAGGCACCUAUCAUCUAAAGUGUUCAGUCGUGCCUUCACCCGUGCCCAGCCCCGAGGAGCGUGUCUUCAGAGACUUUAGUUUCACAUUCAAGCUCUACUUCUAUGGACAGCCCACAAAGAAGAAGGUUGAGGACUCUGUCGAUGAUCCCAAUAGCUUGUCAUCAAUAUCGGACAUCAAUGUCAGACCGAAUGAGACAUUGUUGGAAUAUGUGUCAUGUCUUCAAGAGACUGGCGCAAGGUGGCCAGAGUUGGAUAAGAUCUAUGAACACUUUUCCAUAACAUAUGCCAAACAUCCAAUGGUUGUUGCUGACCUGAUGAUCGAGCAAAGCAUUGGAUCAACAUACACUGGUAACAAUGCCAUGGCCAACGAUCAGAUGGACAACUCAUUGGCAUUGCACUUCUCACCUGCAAACCUAUUCAAAGUUAGUUACCUCAAGUCUGCAAUAUACCGAAUACAGAAGAACUACACUGCAUCCAAGCUUCAUCUGGACACAUGUGAUUUCUUGGCCAAGAAGAUAGGCUUGUCUGAUCUUCACAAGGCACAGUAUCAUUUCAACAUGGCAGCACAUGAAUAUGUGCAACGAUCACAAAAGGGCAACAAUUUCAAUAAUAGUACUCAACUGAGAGAGCAGAUUGUUAGUAGGUUUAAACUGGCAGCAGAUCAUUAUGCAAAGGAUUCCAACGCUCGUAGUGUGAAUGGCACAUUUAGAUCAUACAUCAGAAUGACUCAGACCAUAUUGGCAUCACUGUCCAAUGCAUUGGAGUCUGAUCUGGAUCGCGCCGAGUCAUUCCUCAACAACAUCAUGCCCACCAUCCAGAUGCACGACUUUACCAGACGCACUCAAACACAUCUAAUGUUCACCAAGGUGGAUCUGAUGCUGGCUCGAUCACACAGUGCCUUUGGACGCAAUGACUACCUGUCAUUCCAUCAUCUGGAGGAGUGCUUCAAGUUGGUCAGUCAGUCCGAUCGCUUUGCAAGCGAGCUUGGAUUCAAGAAUGAGAUGAAGUACAUUCAAGAUAGGUUCAACAAGCUAAUGUCAUUUCCAAGCGAGUCAUUCGUUAAAGCUCUCACCGGAACUAAUGUACUGCGUGCUCCAUCACACCGAGCAUCAUCCCAAACAUCAUAUCAGCCAAAGUUGAUCCAAUCACAACAAAAUAGACAAUCAAAUCAAAAUCAAUCACAACAACAACAACAGCAACAUCAAUCACAAAAUCAACCAACACAACAACAGCUUACCAGCCCACAAUUCAACAUACUUAUUGGAUCACUAUUGUUGGAACAUCAGAUGAAUAACAUGAUCAGUAACAACAUACCAAUACCAACAAUUGUGAACAACGACACCAACAACAACACAAUGAUGACAAGCAAUACUAGAGUUGCCACUUCAACGCUGGUCAGCCCUGAUGUCAUCAAGAACCUUCUAAACCAACGUCAACUACUCAUCAGCAGUACCAAUCAAUCACCACCUGUAAAUACCUCAAUCAAUUCUGUACCAAACGUCCAAUCACCUGACAUCAUGGCAAAUCAACACUUGUAUCCUCAAACAAACGUGGAUACAGACAAUUAUGCCGAGCAACAAUUAUCUCAAUCCAUCACAUCUACAUCAGUAUCAUCAUCUUCUUUAUCCAACUCCUCACAUCUGAUGUUUGGAUACACUUCCUAG